Psammomys obesus (fat sand rat) is the source of this 1915-nucleotide messenger RNA. It is a transcript of the gene Ogfr, whose product is annotated as opioid growth factor receptor. The record is from RefSeq and is a predicted model, not a curated record. Lineage: Eukaryota; Metazoa; Chordata; Mammalia; Rodentia; Muridae. The transcript has 7 exons. Gene Ontology annotation, cellular component: membrane. Bases 50 to 1615 code for a protein of 521 amino acids. Gene Ontology annotation, molecular function: opioid growth factor receptor activity.
CUCCUUUUUCACUUUCCUUUCCGCGGAAAGCGGAUCGGGCCUGUCGACUAUGGACGACCCGGACUGCGAUUCCACCUGGGAGGACGAGAGCGAGGAGGAUGGCGAGGAUGGCCAGGCAGAUGAUACAAGCGAUGAGGACACGGGCGACGAUGAUGGCGACGCGGAGGAGACACGGCCAGGCCCGUUCCAGUCCAGGAUGACAGGGUACCGAAAUUGGCGAGCCAUGCAGGACAUGCGAAGGUACCGGCACCACUACCCGGAUUUGGCAGAUCAAGACUGCAAUGGUGACAUGUCCAAUCUGAGUUUCUACAAAAAUGAGAUCUGCUUCCAGCCAAACGGUUUCCUCAUUGAGGACAUUCUUCAGAACUGGAAAGACAACUAUGACCUCCUUGAAGAGAAUCACUCCUACAUUCAGUGGCUGUUUCCUUUGAGGGAACCAGGAGUGAACUGGCACGCCAAGCCCCUCACACUGAAGGAAGUUGAGGCAUUUAAAAGCUCCAAGGAAGUCAGAGAUCGUCUCAUCCGAGCCUAUGAGCUCAUGCUGGGCUUCUAUGGCAUCCAACUUGAGGACCGGGACACAGGUGCUGUAUGCCGUGCACAGAACUUCCAGCCGCGCUUUCACAACUUGAACAGCCACAGCCACAACAACCUGCGAAUUACACGCAUCCUCAAGUCGCUGGGUGAGCUGGGCUUAGAACACUACCAGGCACCCCUGGUCCGCUUCUUCCUGGAGGAGACGCUAGUACAGCACAAAUUGCCCAGUGUGCGCCAGAGUGCCCUCGACUACUUCCUCUUCGCUGUGCGCUGCCGACACCAGCGCCGGGAGCUCGUGUACUUCGCAUGGGAGCACUUCACGCCUCGACGCGAGUUUGUCUGGGGCCCCCGUGACAAGCUUCGGCGAUUCAGGCCCCAAGCUAUACCCCAGCCACUGAUGGGACUAGGGCAGACAGAGACAGAUAAGGGUGAGGGCUCCGGGGACCCCUUCCAAGAGGCCGGCACCCAGGGUCGGACCUGUGGAUCUGGAAGGGACUUGAGUGGGCACAUUGAAACAGCUGAGGAUCCCUUGCUGCUGAGCACAAAACCCUUGGAUGAGGACCAGAGGGAUGAGUCUAAGUCCCCAAGUCCCAAAGAGAGCAAGAAGAGGAAGUUGGAAGGGAAUAGGCAGGAGCAGGUCCCAGGGGAGCCCGAUCCCCAGGGUGUCUCUGAGGUAGAAAAAAUUGCCCUCAACCUUGAGGAGUGUGCCCUCAGCCCUGUCAGCCAGGAACCCAGGGAGGCUGAACAGCCCUGUCCUGAGGCCAGGGUGGCUGAUAAGGUAAGAAAACGGAGGAAGGUGGAGGAAGGGGCUGAGGGUGAUGGAGCCAGUAACACUGAGAUGCAGGCCCAUACCCUGCCUCCUGCUCCUUCAGAGUGUCCUGAGGUCCAAAAGGAUGGGAACGGGCCAAAGGGCCCAAAAGACCAGGUGGGGCCAGAGGACCCAGAAACCCGGGUGGGGACAGAGGAUGGCGCCUCUGUGAGCCUGGUGGAGGACCCUGACUCUGAUGCCACAGGAACCUCAGUGGAUGAGCCAGAGGAGUUGGCAAAGAUGGGGACCUCUGCUGAACCCCCAAAGCCUUAGAGGUACAUCUCAGCCUACUGCAGGGGGUGUCUGAGCCCCAGAGUUCUGUUGUUGGCUCUUCUUGGUGCCCCACAGUGCUGGCCUCUCCCUGGUGGUCACUGAAGUGGCCACCAGAGGGACUGAGGCCCUGCCCUCAGGGAAGGCCAAGGCCUUCAGAACCCUCCUUACCUCACUGUGUCCUCCCCCACUGUCCUCUGAGCCCCAUGUUUGUGAACAGACCCUAAGGGUCUUGGGGGAGGGGCCUCUUUUCUUAGUCUGGUGCCAAGUGAGGCCUUUUCUGAAUAAACUCUUUAGACUUUG